Molecule: messenger RNA, 3393 nt
Organism: Cordyceps militaris CM01
Lineage: Eukaryota; Fungi; Ascomycota; Sordariomycetes; Hypocreales; Cordycipitaceae
Exons: 5
Coding region: 1-3393 (1130 amino acids)
Source: RefSeq, a predicted model, not a curated record
AUGACGGACGCAGGUCGCCCGUGCUGCGCGCGUCUGGGCUUCGCUCGUCUUGCCGAACCUGGUCGCGAUCGUGUUACCUCAAUCUCUUGUCGCCCACCGUUGCACCUGCACAUCCAUCUCCCUCCGCUAUUUCCUCUAAAUUAUAAUUCGUACCCGAUUCACGCCUUUGCGAAACGCCAACUUCUCCCACCGCCGCUCAUGCCGAGUAUGCUUGCGACCGCGCCGCUCGCUCCGUCGCCGACCAUUAUGGGAUCGUCGACAGAGCACAUCUAUCGGGCCCUAUCCGACCCCUUGGUCCCCUCGCCGAGACAGUUCAAAAAGCACAAGACGUUGCCUCGACCGCCAAAUGACAUCGACCUGGCCCCAGACGCAACUGCCCCCCGCGCCACCCACGACGCCUAUUGUCUAGUCCUUGAUACCUCGACCGCACUCAGCUCCUCCGCCACUCAGUCCUACGCGUCUGCCGCCACCCAGACCCUCAAGCCAGCCUCCCGCCGCUUCGCCUCGUCGUCCUCUGCUGGUCCUGACCGUCCUGACCGUCCUGACCCUCCACCAACACCCCCCGCGCACUCUCGUGCCUCGCCCAGUGGCCACCCCACUCUGGAUCCCAGCCCGACCGCCGCGCAACCUGCCAGACAUUAUCCUCCUCCGCCUCUUGCGCUGCGGAAACCUCCCGUCACGCCACCCGAUCAAAGAAGCCCCCCGACUCCUGACGUAACACCUCCACAGCCUCAGACUGCCCUGAAAUCUGUCCGCCCGCCGCGCUGCGAUCAAUCUCCCCCCGGCGCCACCCCGACCGACUCUCGCAACGACUCCUUCACCACCGCCCGAGAAGAGCAAUUCUCCGAGGACGAUCAUGCUCGCGCUGCCCUGAGAUCCCGUUCCACCUCGGCGCAAACCUCCCAGACUACCAUCUUGGCCACUCGCGAGAUGCCUGCACCCGUCCAGGUCCGCCCCCCUGCUGGAGCCACAGGGAGCCUACCCAUCAGCCCGCCACAGCUCACGCCGCGUACCAUGAAUGAAUUUCGCAAGUUUGACGGCGAAUGGGAUUCUGCACAGCAGCUGGCAAACGACCGCCGCCACGAGCACCAGCAGGACGGCAGUCGCCCACAUGUAGUCAUCAGUAAGCGAAAGCGCUCGACUCCGAAGACGCCCAUUAUAACAUCGCCUGUCGCCAACCACGAAGUACUCGAGGAUCACGUCGUCACUCCCACAGCCGCCACUCGCGCCGCACGAUAUGCCCACGUUCGCGACAAUGCAGUGAUGGAGGCCUCGCCCGUUAGCUCCUCUGUGCGAUCCAUUUCCGAAACCUCAGCCAGUGUCGAAGCUCGGAGAUCUUCGGCUACCUCUGCGCGAUCCAGCUCGUCUGCCGUCGUUGAAGUCCUCGUCAUGAAUGGCCCUGCUCAACCGCCUCAGCGAAGACGUACUCUCCGACAUGUCAAGAAACAGCCUCUUUUGCGCCAGCCUCUCCCUGUCCCAGAUCGGUCGUCAGGCGCCAGCUUUGAUGGCCACAGGCGGCUCCCCCAGCCGCAGCGCAACCGCCACGAGAGUCCAGCACCCCGCGAUCGCAGUCGGCCGCCCAACACGCAGGUUACUUCCAAUCACGCUAUUGGCGACAGCAGGGCACGCCGCGAAAUUCUAAGCAGCGGCAGUAUUCCAGUCAUUGUCGUCCCAGAUAGACGCUCCUCGAAUCGCAGCAAAUCCCGCGAACCCUCUCUGCGGUCAACUUCUAGUAGACGCUCCAAGAGAUCCACCAGCGUCGGCUCGCACCAACAGGCCAGGGGUUCUCUCGACACUUCACGACCGGAAUCUCUUUCCCGCGGCAGAAUUGCUGGCAGAACCCCCGGCGAUGAACGAACCAUGGAUUUUGCUCCAGCCAUCCCGCCUCGUUCUUCAUCGCUUUCCGCCCCUACCAGCCGAAACGUUUCUCGCACCAACUCCUUGACGGCUGAGAGUAUUCGAACCCAUAACGCAUUGCAACGAAAGGAGGACGAGGCUAAGUCAAUCAAAUCAGUCAAGGCAGUUCAACCAGAGCGUCAUAUGGGUGAGGCAUUCCCAGUCCUCGGCUCUGCCAUCGCGCCUCUCUCUGCUGCAAGGCCUUCCGAUGCUCACCUUGGUCGUGAUAUCCCGCUCAGCCCACUGCUUGACCCUACUGAGGACGGGAUGAGUGCCAAGAAGUAUUCGUCUCGGAAUACUCCCUUCUCGGUCACAUCAGUGGCUACUACUGGGACCGUGCCAGAACUAUCCGAAGCACUCGCAGUUCACAUGUAUCAGCACCAGAACUCAUCCGUCGUUGUGGUGAACCAUUCUGCCCGACCUUCAGAUGCCUCCAAUGCAGCACGCGAGGCGUUGCCUCAGCUCGUCCCAACGAUUACCACCACCGGCAUCCAAGGCGAGCCGCCCGUGACACCCCCCGAGCAGUCCAAGACCGAAGACGUCGACUCUCCACUGCGCAACCCCCGAGCACCCCCGGAGCCUCCUACGCACCUUCCUAUGCUCAACCUGAUUCCUGCCACGCCGUCUGGAGCUACACCUGCCGACGAAAGCGACAAACGAUUGGGCAAUAUCUUUGAUCCGACCCCUCCAAGACGCGAGUCUCUUCUUCAGCGAGCUUUCAGUCGCCGUCGCCGGAAUUCUCUCGACUACCCACCAACCUCGGCCAAAACUCCUGUAUUUGAAGCAGACAUAGAUGGCGAGCUGGCACCUAGGAAAGCGAAGGAACAGCCGGUGGAGCGAGAGAAGCUGCAUCCCCUGUGGCGUCCACAAUACGACGACGACGACGACGAAUGUGAGUAUGGCGAUAGCUGCCCCCAUCACAGCAAGCGCGAUACAGUAUAUCGCUAUCCACUCGUGGACAAUCGCCCUCGCCCGCCGAAGAGAAGCCUUAGCGCCCGCGUGAAGAAGACGUUUGCAAUUUUACCAACGCGCGACGACAGGCAGUAUCCGGCGGAGGAGGGUACAAGCUGGCCAGAACGACGAAUUAUUCGCCGGACUCCUAGUGGCAAUCUACGAGUGAUGCAGCGACGCUCCAGCCUAGACUCUAUGCGCAUGUCACCGCGUCUCCUCAGCAGGCAGACGAAGCCGUCACGCCUGUCCACCAGCACGGAGCAGACGCGAUCGUUUUGGCCCCCUGGCUCUCUCCGCCGUGCAGAGACGUCACACACUGGAUCAAGCGGUCGACGCAGUCGACGCUUCUCUUUGAGUGAUACGCUAGAAGACAUUCCCAAUAUCCCGCGCAUGCUGACGGAGAAGCGACGCGAAAAGAGGACGCAGGAGCUACGCCAGAUGAUCAGCGCACCCACCAACGUCCGCGAUGGUGUUGAUGAGGCGGUCCGACGCAGCGACCACCUGGGCAAUCGCGAGCCCUUUAAGGCGAACCCGUCUGACUUUUAA